Messenger RNA from Mandrillus leucophaeus (drill), 1386 nucleotides. It is a transcript of the gene TOMM22, whose product is annotated as translocase of outer mitochondrial membrane 22 homolog (yeast). The transcript is spliced from 4 exons. The coding region runs from base 26 to 454 and encodes 142 amino acids. Gene Ontology annotation, cellular component: mitochondrial outer membrane. Gene Ontology annotation, biological process: intracellular protein transport. The record is from RefSeq and is a predicted model, not a curated record. NCBI's taxonomy places the organism in Eukaryota, Metazoa, Chordata, Mammalia, Primates, Cercopithecidae.
UCCGCUUCCGGUGUCCCCUACAGUCAUGGCUGCCGCCGUUGCUGCUGCCGGUGCCGGGGAACCCCAGUCCCCGGACGAAUUGCUCCCGAAAGGCGACGCGGAGAAGCCUGAGGAGGAGCUGGAGGAGGACGACGAUGAGGAGCUAGAUGAGACCCUGUCGGAGAGACUAUGGGGCCUGACGGAGAUGUUUCCGGAGAGGGUCCGGUCCGCGGCCGGAGCCACUUUUGAUCUUUCCCUCUUUGUGGCUCAAAAAAUGUACAGGUUUUCCAGGGCAGCCUUGUGGAUUGGGACCACUUCCUUUAUGAUCCUGGUUCUUCCCGUUGUCUUUGAGACCGAGAAGUUGCAAAUGGAGCAACAGCAGCAACUGCAGCAGCGGCAGAUACUUCUAGGGCCUAAUACAGGGCUCUCAGGAGGAAUGCCAGGGGCUCUACCCUCACUUCCUGGAAAGAUCUAGAUUGUUACUGCUGUUUGAGCUGUCUCAGUGGGAUAAGUUUGAAAUUCAAGUGUUUGAACUGCUGAUUAUUUGGAUUUUUUUUUUUUUUUUUAACUUUGGCACAUUGAUCUAUCUAAACCUGGUGGGGAGAAUUCUCUUCACAUUGUCUCAUGGAAAGACUCAACUUGCAACUGUGCCCUCCACACUAUCCUUACUUCUGUCUUCACUCUGAUACCAGAGUGCAGCCAUGCAGACGGUUAUUCCUGCUCUGGCCACCCCACUCCUUUCACCAAAUUGCUCCUAACUGGAAGAUGUCACUUUCCCCUUGUGGGUAGGAACCGAUACCAGUGGGAGGGAUGUGCCCCUGACCAUUAACGACUGCCUUUUUUAUUGUUUAAUUUUUUUUUUAAAGAAUGGAGCUGUUGGGGAGGGACAUGCACGCAAUGUGAAAGACAAAAUGCAUUACACCUGUAGUGUAAAGCGGCCACUAUGAAUCCCUAUGUAUGAAGAGGAGGGAGGCUGGCGGCAGCUUCAGCCACAGAAUGGGGACUGUGGAAGACAGAUCAGGAGUUCAUUUCCCCCGCACAGUUUGGUUGUUAGACCUGUGUGUGUGUUUGAAAAAACAGAAGUCAGUGCUCACUUUUUGUAUUUAAAUAUUAAAAAUUAUUCCAACUGAAAGUGUCAUCCUAAGUACCUUGAAACGAGACCAGGUCAGAGACAUGUACUGCCCCUCACAUUUUCUCAUCUAAACCAGCAGCACCUCCGUCUUAACACCCAUAGGCCCAAAUUGUUUCUGAAAGUGAAAAAAUUCAUUUUUAGCCAAGUACUUCAUAGCAAUCUUUGCCCUGAAUUUAGGCAGUCACUUUGAGAUCCAGCAGCCUAAAACAAAGGAUUGGGUCUAUGUACUACUUUAGUCUAUGACACUGUGUAAUUUAUAAAGUAUUUGUGGGGAA